UGUGCAACGUCGUCGUACGCGCCGGUUGACUGUUAAAUUUCGCGGGAGAUAUCUAUGCUAUGCUCUUUGGAAAGCCCAAACUCUUUUCUCUCAACAAAUAAACGUGCAUUUCAACAAAAUCGCAUUUUUGUCACGAAUAAAAGGCCAAUAAAGGCAGCCAUGUUCUCUGAGGUAAGCGCCCCUCGGGAGGGAUCGAGUUCUCUUCUGUUGUGUCGUCCUGGCUCUGAGGACCCGGAGCCCUCUGUGUUUGACAGGGUCCAGCCGGCUUACUCACCAUGCGCUGAGCGCUUCAAGCUGGGGGAGCGCAGCUUCAACCGCCAGUAUGCACACAUUUACGCCACACGACUCAUGCAGAUGAGCCCCCUGCUCACGGAGAGGGCCCAGCAGAAAUGGGGUGCAGAUGUACGGGUCAGGAAGCUGUGUGAUCUGCAGAUGGGUGAGCAGUGUUGCAUUGUGGGAACCCUGUUCAAGCACAUGGAGCUGCAGCCAUCCAUUCUGAAGGAGAUCAGUGAGGAACACAACCUGCUGCCCCAGCCUCCACGCACCAAGUACAUCAGCGAAUCAGAUGAGUUGAUACUGGAGGACGAGCUGCAGAGGAUCAAACUAGAGGGCAAUAUUGACGUGGAGAAGUUUGUCACAGGUAGUGUUAUUGCUAUUUACGGUGCAGAGAAGAAUGAUGGGAAAUUCACAGUGGAGGAUUUCUGUACUGCUGACCUCCCCCCGCAGACCCCCAGAACCACCCUCAGCUCAGACAGGUUUGUGCUCCUGUUGUCAGGUUUGGGUCUGGGCGGUAGUCAUGCAGACAGUAUGCUGGCUUUACAGCUGCUUGUUGACAUGGUAACGGGUCAACUAGGUGACCAGGGGGAGCAGAGUGGUGCGGCGACCAUCUCCAGGGUCCUACUGGCCGGGAACCUUCUGAGCCAAAGCACACAGGACAAGGACGCAUCCACCAAGGCUAAGUACUUGACUAAGAAAACCCAGGCAGGCACUGUGGAUGCCAUGCGUCUGCUAGAUGAGAUGCUGAUGCAGCUGGUGGCAUCAGUCCCAGUGGAUGUGAUGCCGGGCCAGUAUGAUCCUACUAACUACACCCUGCCCCAGCAGCCCCUACACCACUGUAUGUUCCCCCUCUCCUCCACCUACCCCACCCUGCAGCUGGUCUCCAACCCACACCAGGCCACCCUGGACGGGGUGAGGAUCCUGGGGACAUCGGGUCAGAAUGUAAAAGACAUCCAGAAGUACAGCAGCAUGGACAGUCACCUGGAGAUACUGGAGAACACACUGAGGCUUAGACACCUUGCCCCUACUGCACCUGACACACUGGGUUGUUAUCCGUUCUACCUGAAGGACCCUUUCAUCCUGGAGGAAUGUCCUCAUGUCUACUUCAGUGGCAACGCCCCCUCCUACCAGGCCAAACGCAUCACAGGUGCUGAUGGUCAGGAGGUCCUCCUGGUGGCUAUCCCAGAGUUCAGCAGCACUCAGACAGCCUGCCUAGUCAACCUCCGGACUCUGGAGUGUGAGCCAAUCCGCUUCUCUUCCUUCUCCGCUGGUGACGACGAGGAGAGUGAGAUGAACAUCAGCCACUGAAGGAGCAACUUACACAUACACUCCGUCCUCAGCCCAUUCUCCUGGUCCUCAAAUGGAAUCAGGUUGUACACUAUCAAAACGUUUGUAAAGAGUCUGCUGAAGUCUCUCGUUGGUUUCUCUUGAUCUGCAAAGAGAUAAUUCAUGUCACAAAUAUAUAGUGAAUAUGAUGCUGAGCAGUCAUCCCAGUACUGUUUGUGUAGAAAGAAAGCUGUUGCUAAUGAUAGGUAUGUGUGGCGUGAAAAUGAUUGUUAUGAAACUUACUGUCUAAAGAAGUGC
Coregonus clupeaformis (lake whitefish) is the source of this 1860-nucleotide messenger RNA. RefSeq names its product polymerase (DNA directed), delta 2, regulatory subunit (gene pold2). The record is from RefSeq and is a predicted model, not a curated record. Gene Ontology annotation, molecular function: DNA binding. Lineage: Eukaryota; Metazoa; Chordata; Actinopteri; Salmoniformes; Salmonidae. Gene Ontology annotation, cellular component: delta DNA polymerase complex. Gene Ontology annotation, biological process: DNA replication; DNA strand elongation involved in DNA replication. The coding region runs from base 55 to 1584 and encodes 509 amino acids. The transcript has 11 exons.